Molecule: messenger RNA, 1071 nt
Organism: Parnassius mnemosyne (clouded apollo)
Lineage: Eukaryota; Metazoa; Arthropoda; Insecta; Lepidoptera; Papilionidae
Source: the annotation of a GenBank genome assembly
AUGCUUAGUUUGGGAGUUGUGUCACCUUCACAGUCAGCUUGGAACUCACCUGUAGUAAUGGUUCAGAAGCCAAACGGGGACCUAAGGCUUUGUCUAGAUUGUAGAAAAUUAAAUGCAGUUUCCAAACACGAUGCGUAUCCUCUCCCGUAUAUAAGCAGCAUAUUGGACCAGCUCCGCGACGCGAAAUACCUAACGUCAAUAGAUCUUUCCGCUGCGUAUUGGCAAAUACCCUAUGAUAGCGAGCAAUCAGCUGAUAAGACCGCGUUCACAGUGCCACGUAGGGGGUUAUUUAGAUUCAAUGUAAUGUCGUUUGGCCUUGUUUCCGCGUCAAGCACAAUGCAGAGAUUAAUCGAUAGGCUAUUUGGUCCCGAAUUUAACAACAAAGUAUUCUGUUUCCAAGACGACAUAAACAUAAUAUCCAGCACUUUCUCAGAACAUGUGCAGCUCUUGCAUAAGGUCUACGCAAAACUCAGGGACGCAAACUUGACUAUAAACAUGGAUAAUUCUAUCUUUUGCCGUAGAGAACUUAAGUACUUGGGAUAUUUAGUUGACAAACAUGGACUUAGAACUGAUCCGGGAAAGGUAGAUAUUAUAUUGAAUUAUCCAACUCCAACUUCCGCUAAAGAGGUUAAAAGGUUUCUAGGCAUGGCAGGCUGGUACAUGAGGUUCAUUAACAAUUUUUCGAAAAUUAGUAAACCGUUGAAUAAGUUAACUAGCAAAAAUGUCCGCUUUGAAUGGACUACGGAGGCAGAUGAGUCAUUUAACCACUUAAAAACCGCUUUAGUGUCUGCUCCGAUACUUAAAUGUCCAAACUUUGAUUUGCCUUUUUCUAUCCAUUGUGACGCUUCCUCAGUGGCUGUGGGCGGAGUCUUAACCCAGACUUAUGACGGGGUAGAACAUCCCAUAGCAUACUGCAGUCGGUCUCUUGCCAAAAAUGAAAAUAAUUUUUCCACAUCGGAGAGAGAACUUAUGGCCGUGAUUUACGCAUUAGAGCAAUUUAGAUCUUAUGUAGAAGGUACAAAGUGUAAAAUAAUAACCGACCACGCCUCGUUAUUAUGGUUUUAUAAUUAA